Messenger RNA from Dioscorea cayenensis subsp. rotundata (Guinea yam), 1032 nucleotides. Its product is annotated as probable serine/threonine-protein kinase BSK3. The transcript has 4 exons. The record is from RefSeq and is a predicted model, not a curated record. Lineage: Eukaryota; Viridiplantae; Streptophyta; Magnoliopsida; Dioscoreales; Dioscoreaceae. Gene Ontology annotation, molecular function: protein kinase activity. Bases 514 to 1032 code for a protein of 172 amino acids. Gene Ontology annotation, biological process: brassinosteroid mediated signaling pathway.
GAGCACACCUGCCCGAUUGGGUUUCUCGAAGAGGGCGCCGGAGCUGUCUCCUCCAUCCCUUCUCCACCUUCCUCCCUUUUCUAUGGUUUUUUAAAUUUUUUUUGAGAAGCCGCUCAGCUUCUUCUCCGCCGUCUUCGCCCUCCGUGACCCUUUCUUCCACCUUCUCUCCUCUCUCUCUGCGCCGCCAAUGAUCUCGACCUUCACCGCCGUACAACUCCAUCUCUGACGGCUCUGAGCUUUUCUCCAUCCCCGGCUUUCCCCAUACCAUCCAUGUCACCCGUUCUCAACUCCCGGAAGUCUUCAGCUUCCCAUCAUACUCGACUGGCUCCGAGAAGCCGAGCUUUCCAACCAUGCAGUCAUCGUCACGGCGGAGCAGAUAAAGGAGCUAGCUUUCUGGUUGGAGAACUUCGGCGAAGGUUUUAUUUGGGCGGUUGGGUCCGGCGAGGUGGUGGAGUGGAUUCCGGAGGGGUUUGAGAAGAGAGUUCAAAGAUUGGCAUCCAUUUAAAUCCCCCCAUGGGGUCUCGGUUCUCCAAGCUGAGAACUUGCUGCUGGGGCUCUUACAAUAAUGUUACUGUGCUGGAGACGCCGGAUGUUGAGAGUGAAGUGAAGAGUGAGGGUGAUGGGCUGCCGGUGUUCCAGGAGUAUUCUUUUGAGCAGCUCCGGCUUGCUACAUUUGGGUUUGCGGUAGAGAACAUUGUGUCCGAGCAUAGGGAGAAGGCGCCUAAUGUAGUGUACAAGGAGAAGUUAGAUGCGCAACGCAGGAUUGCUGUUAAGCGGUUCAAUCAUGCUGCAUGGCCCCGAUCCUCGCCCAGUUCUUGGAAGAAACGAGAUCUGUUGGUCAACUUAGAAGCCAAAGAUUGGCAAAUUUACUUGGGUCAUGCUGUCAAGGCGAAGAGAGGUUGCUUAUUCGUCGAAUAUAUGCCCAAUGAUACUCUUGCUAAGCACCUUUUUUUCAUUUGUUACCAAUUUGGAUUUUAUUCUGUUUUAGCAGCAGAACCGUUGUUCAAAACAGAAGUUAUUGGCAUAUUUUAG